Messenger RNA from Cottoperca gobio, 4552 nucleotides. RefSeq names its product SR-related CTD-associated factor 11 (gene scaf11). The transcript is spliced from 15 exons. Gene Ontology annotation, molecular function: RNA binding. Gene Ontology annotation, biological process: spliceosomal complex assembly. NCBI's taxonomy places the organism in Eukaryota, Metazoa, Chordata, Actinopteri, Perciformes, Bovichtidae. The coding region runs from base 250 to 3861 and encodes 1203 amino acids. The record is from RefSeq and is a predicted model, not a curated record.
CCUCUCCGCGUUGUGGUGCCCGGCGGCUCCGCCAGGGGGCGCCAGCUGCACCAACUCUCAGCCAGACAGACCGCGAGACAUGUGGCUGAGACUUUCUGAAAGCUACGCUCCGUUUUUAGCCAAAAACAAUUCCCGGAGAGUGCGAUUCGUCAGCAUUUCAUAGCAGGAGUUUGGACGCUAGAACCAGUUUACUUAGGUGCAAAGCAGCUGCAGCAGCACUUAAGUGGUGACCAGGGGAGCCCGGCAGACAUGACUGGAGCUGGAAGUGGCGACCAGGGCCCGCCUGAUGGGGCGGAUGCUGAGGAGGCGGAGAGGUGUCCUAUCUGCCUCGGCGUCCUAGCUGGAGGCGAGCUUGCGAUGCCCGACAGCUGCUGUCACGUCUUCUGCCUCAGAUGUCUCCUCACAUGGGCCGAGUUGCAGAUGGCUCCUUCCUGCCCGGUGGACAGAAGACCUUUCACUAAUGUUUACAGAUGGGACGGGAACCUGAGCUGCGUGCAGGUUCCUGUGAGGAAACGUGCGACUCAACCUGAAGCUGACAGUUGCUGCUGCAGAAACCCCGAACAAAAAGUCUGUCUCAAAAGUAAGGCUGCACGAAGACUGAGACGGCAGAAGGUAGAGAGGACGGCCGACGCCAAAACAAAAGGACUUGUGAGGAAAUGUAACGACGAUGGCCACGCCUCCCUGAGCAGAAAAAAGGUGAGAGGAACAGAGUGCUGCACCUGGUCACCGUCUCCAUGUGUCUCACUAACAACAUCGACGGAGGACAUUGCAGAGCCGGUGUGGGAGGACGUCCCGUACGAGUGUAAGCCUCAGGCGCAGGACUGUCCGUGGCUUUCUGCUGCUGCUCCCAUCCCUGCUAACGGAACCUCCAGGCAGAACUUCCAUCCCACCGGUUGUACCCACAGCCCGUUUUCUUCUCCCUUUACCUCCACUUCACCGUGUGGCCCCGGUCAUUUCGUGUUUCAGGGUGUCGUCUGCGCCAUCACGUGUCCCAAAGGAGGAGAGAAGAGAGGCGGUCGAGCUUCCACCUCCAAAGCUCCCACCAAAGAGGCCAAGUCUCUCCCGUCCAGGCGAUCUGGACGCAACAGUAAAACCCAGGAAGAGGCUCCCGUCUCUGACCCUUCAUCACCACCGCAGCCCUCUUCAUCCGACUCUGAUUCGUCGACCAGACAGGCCACCAAGCCAGGCCGGGCCGCUCAGGCGGCGGCCAAGAGGAAGGGCAAACAGGUUACAAACCGAAAGGCCGGCGGGAAAAGGAAAGCCCCAACAAGGAAAAAGAAAUCUCCUGAAGUCGUUAGCAGCCCCGCAGCAAGUGAGGAGGAGGAGGAAGAGGGGGAAGGAGGCGACAACAUGGAGAAGGAGGAGGAAGAAGACAAAAGUGAUCAGGAACAGGAUCUGAAAACCUCAGAGCAGCAGCAGUCUGACGCUGAAGGAAGCCUCAAUGAAGACCAGGACGCUUUCAACUCUGCGAAUGAGCGAGGAGGUGCUGAACCCUCGAGUAAUGAUGUGGGACAGGACAGUGACGACACUCAGGAACAAACUCAUGAACAUGAACUGAAACCAGAAGAGGGCGAAGACGACCCGUAUUGUCCCUCAGACUCGGCUCCUAACAGCCCCACCUCAGGCUCCGAGGGUGACCAGAGCAAGAGGGAGGAUGAAGAGCCUGCGAGCCCUGCGUCCUCCGUAGGAAAGGACUGUGAGAAAAGGACGUCACCGUCACCCUCUGACUCUGAGAAAAGGACGUCACGGUCACCUUCUGACUCUGACAACGCUCUGCUGGACGACCUGAUGUCUCCACACUGUGAUGAGCAGGAUGGUGAUGAGAUGGAGCUGUGUGCGCAGUCAGAAGAAGCCAACAAUGAAGAUUCUUUGAAGGAGCCAAUUGCUGAGUCAUCUGAGAAUUCUCCAAACCCAGCUUCCCCCUCGCAGGAUGAUCCAGCCAUCCCAGAAUCAAAGUCCUCUGACGACGCUGAUUUAAAAGCGUGUGGCUCAGAAGAGUAUUCAGGAGGUGACUGCUCCAGGAAAGGAACCAAGGACGACACUGAGGUGGUGCCCAUGGACUGCAGUUCCCCCAUGAGGGAGCAUAGUAACAGUCCCAUUGUGGCACCCCCAGAGGAGAGCGCUGCCUCAGCUGCUGCAGAGCCUCCGGCUUCUGCAAGCCAAGACGCCAAGGACAAGAGUAGUAAGGACGAAGAGGAGAGAGAAAGCAGCCAAGAGAGGAAGAAUGGCAAGCAGCGGCGCUCUCGCUUCCACUCCCCAACUUCCACCUGGUCACCUAAGAGGGAAUCCAAACCAGAAGCAUCCAGGCGCUCGCACUCACGGUCUAGAGAGCGUGACUGCAGCCCGCCAUCCAGCCGCUCGUCCCGAGCUCGCAGCAGAGAAAGAGACCGGGACCGGGACGGUGAGAGAGACCAUUCUAGGAGGGAACGCAGUCGUGAGAGGAGGAGGAGGAGAUCCAGGAGUCGCUCCAGGUCCAGGUCUCGGUCUAGAUCACGGUCCUACAGACGAGGGCCCAGCCCAGAACAGCCGCCCUCCAGAGAACAGUCUCCCCAGAAGAAGGAGCGUCGGGGCGGCUGGAGGUCCGGGCAGGGCAACGGGUCUGGUGGCGAAGGAUGGAGGCAACAAGGCGGCGCUGGGCGCGUAGAGAAUGGUGUGCCCACAGAAAGUUCCCCUGAGCGUCAGGGCUGGUCGGAGAAUCCCGACUGGGUAACAGAAAAGAGUCGCAGUGACGCUGACAGCAAGAGCAGUGGGGGCUCACGCUGGGAAGACCGCAACAGCGGCGGCAGCAGAGGAGAGUCGAGAGGCCGCGGUGGCCGGGGUGUAGGGCGGGGGGGCGGCAACCGCAGUUUCUACAACCAGCAGGAGGAAACGUCAGACAGCCGCUGGCAGCCCAGAAAUAACUUCUCAGGUACAGGAAACAAUUCAGGGACCGACGCAUAUAGCCGCUUCAACGAGAACCGGGGCGGUGGCCGGAGGAAAGAGUCGGAGUCCGGGGACUCGAUGCUCGACCGGUCCGGCUGGUCGUCGGCAUCCAGUUGGGCUGUCAGGAGGAAACUCCCCGCAGACGUUCAGGAUUAUUACUCCAAGAGGGAGAGAGGAGGACCAGGAGGCUGGAACCGACAGGAGGAGGAGCAGCCAGCAGCAGCAGAUGCCCCUAAAGGCGACCCUGCUCCCCAGGCGGUCCCGGGUAAUGCCCCGGUGCCUGUGAUGAACGUGAUUGCUCCUCAGCUCAACGUUCUGCAGCAUCACUACCCCAUGCAGGGCCCAAGGGGAACGCUGCCCGUCAGCCUGCAGCCCGCAGCAGCAUACGGCAUGCCUCCUCAGGUCCCUGUGCACCUCCACUCUGCCGUACCGCUGCUUCAGGUCCCCGCUGUCGGCGCUCAGGGCCUCCCCCCUCCUCCCCCGCCACCUCCACCCAUGCAUCACGGCAGCCAGACAGCAGCAGCUCAGCCCGAUGGCUACAACACACAGAUGGCGAGUGCAAUGGGGGGCUACGGUAAACCCGGCCUUCUUCCCACCCCAACCAAAGCUGGUGUUUCCUUAGCAACCUACGGCCAGUCGGCACCCAGCCAGGUGUUUCCCUCCUCCACCACUCAGCCCGGCCUGCACAGCAAGGCUCAGCCUGACGGCUCCAAGAAAGAGAAGAAACAACAGAUCCAGGAGAGAGCUGUGAAUGAAGUGAAGACGGCCAUUAAACCUUAUUACCAAAAGAAUGAAAUCACCAAGGACGAGUACAAAGAGAUCGUCCGCAAAGCAGUAGAGAAGGUGUGCCACAGUAAGAGUGGGGAGGUGAACUCCAGUAAGGUGGCCAACCUGGUGAAGGCCUACGUGGACAAAUACAAGCACGCCCGCAAGAAAUGAGCGUCUGCCCUGCUGCUGGCGCCGCGACGUCCUCACAGACACAUUCAGCUGCUCAAGUGCAAUUUCCUCUGGCUGGAAUCUGGCCUCCAAACUGAAAGACAACGGAGAGCCGACAUUUUCUUUUUGAUAUCUCUACCUUUUAUUGAAUGAUGAAGAUUUUUUUCUAUAGAUUUUCAUAUUUUGUUAGAAAAAUAAUUACCCAAUCAGAAAUUGUACUGCAAGAGCCCUUUAUUUUGCAUAGAUCAUGUGACUGGGGAACUACUGUAAGGUGCACAGGGCAGCGUGGGGGGGGGGGAUACUUAAGAUGCAACACUCAGAACCACGUCAGCUCGUGUAGUGGAGACUCUCCAGAGUGCCGGCUGGUACGAUGACUUCCUGAUCGCAUAGCUUGUUAAUGAGUAUUGUCAAUGUUCUUUUUUUAAAUAUUAUAUAAUAUUUCAGAUGAAAGCCUAGUUUAAAAACAGUGCAUUGCCUUUAUGACUCUGUGGAAUCUGAUGCGUGUGAUUGUAAUCAGGGCCCUGAUUGGUUGAGGAGACGCUAAGUGAGUUUGUAAUGUAAAGGCACGGGGGGAGGGGGCGAUCAAAUGAACCCCCCACCCCCCGGCCUGAAUGUGUAUGAAAUGUCAAUGAGUGAACAUGAACUGUGCAAAGUAUCCAGAAAGUGGUGAAAUAAUAAAUGAGCUGCUUCCUCA